AUGGAGACGACAGGAGACAUCGUGAGCGCGGGGAUCGGGACCGUACCCGAGACCGAGAGCAUCGCAGCUCACGAGAUGACCAUCACGAUAAGGAAAGGUCAAGGUCGUCGAAGGACGUCUCCGCCCAAGAGGGCGGCGAGGGCGGCAGCAAGAACCACCGCCCCCGCCCCCAAGGAGGAGCCGAAACGAGUCCUGCACGACCGCGAGCUCAACCAGGGCCUCAACGACUACAGCUACGACUCGGACGAGGAAGCGGGCGACGUGGCCAAGGAAAUAAAAAUCAACUACAAAUUCGGGGAUAGCGGAUCCCAGUGGCGCAUGACCAAGCUCAAGGCCGUGUAUGCGACUGCGAAACGCGACGAACGCACCUUGGAGGACGUCGCGAAGGAGCGUUUUGGGAGCCUUCAAGAAUUCGAUAUCGCGAGGGAGGAGCAGGAUGAGCUUGAUCGAAGGAAACUCUACGGCGAUGGCUACGCGAUCAAGGAAGGUCCCACGGGCAACCUCUACACGGCGAGGAUGGAGAAGGAGAAAAGGGACAGGCUAGCGCAGGGUCCGCCGGGGUUUACGCCGGCGGCCGAGCAGACCGAACCGGCGGCCACGAUUGUCGACGAGGUACACCGGGCGCCGGCGGCGACAAUGGACCAGACAGCCCUCAACCGGCUCCGCCGCCGCCGCUUUGUCGAGACGGGCCCGAAAACCGUGGCGCUCGGAGCGAUGGAGAACCGCAUGCUGGCGGGAACGCGCGGCGAGGUCAAGGCCGUCGAGACGAAGCGCGGGCGGGAGCGCGGCAACCUCGAAGAGAACGACGACAUGUCGAUUGAGCAAAUGGACUCGCGCUUCGACGACGACCUCGAGUACAUGGACGAGAACGCGGCGAAGCUCGCCAAGCGGAUGAACCGCAUCCUCGACGCGUGCCCGCUCUGCUACCACGAAGACACGGGCAAGCAGCCCAUCGCGCCCGUCAUCUCGCUGGGCACGCGGGCGUUCCUCACGCUGCCGACGGAGCCCGAGGUCAGCGACGGCGGGGCGGUCAUCGUGCCGCUCGCGCACCGCACGAACCUGCUCGAGUGCGACGACGACGAGUGGGAGGAGAUUCGCAACUUUAUGAAGUCGCUCACGCGCAUGUACCACGACCAGGGGCGCGAGCUGGGCGAGACGAUCCCGGCGUACUUUAAGGAGGCCUUCCUCACGGCGGACGAGGAGUGGUCGCAGCACCGCAAGGUCAUCGACACGGGGGCCAAGGCGCGCGAGUCCGGCAUGGGCCGCAUGGCGUUUCGGCGGUCCAUCGCCCGGGAGAUGCCCUACUUCCACGUCUGGUUCACCCUGGACGGCGGCCUGGGCCACAUCGUGGAGAACGCGGGCAAGUGGCCCCGCGGGGACUUGUUCGCGCGGGAGGUGAUUGGCGGGGUGCUCGACGUCGGGCCCGAGGUGAUUAAGAAGCAGGGGCGGUGGAGGAAGGGGGACGCGAGGGUGGAUGAUUUUAAGAAGCGGUGGAGGAAGUUUGACUGGACGAGGGUGCUGGAGCAGACAUAG
Messenger RNA from Parascedosporium putredinis, 1533 nucleotides. The record is from the annotation of a GenBank genome assembly. Lineage: Eukaryota; Fungi; Ascomycota; Sordariomycetes; Microascales; Microascaceae.